This is a messenger RNA of Penaeus monodon (black tiger shrimp), 535 nucleotides long. RefSeq names its product CAD protein-like. Gene Ontology annotation, biological process: UTP biosynthetic process; 'de novo' pyrimidine nucleobase biosynthetic process; L-citrulline biosynthetic process. The record is from RefSeq and is a predicted model, not a curated record. Gene Ontology annotation, cellular component: cytoplasm; cytosol. NCBI's taxonomy places the organism in Eukaryota, Metazoa, Arthropoda, Malacostraca, Decapoda, Penaeidae. The transcript has 3 exons. Gene Ontology annotation, molecular function: aspartate carbamoyltransferase activity; dihydroorotase activity. Bases 29 to 535 code for a protein of 168 amino acids.
UUAUUCAGGUUCACAGGCAAUCAAAGCAAUGAAAGAAGAAGGCAUCGAGUCCGUUCUCAUUAAUCCAAACAUCGCUACCGUCCAGACAAGCAAGGGUCUUGCUGACAAAGUGUACUUUUUACCUAUAACGGCUUCGUAUGUUGAGCAGGUAAUCAAAUCAGAGCGUCCAGACGGAGUACUGCUGACCUUCGGAGGACAGACCGCUCUCAACUGCGGCGUAGAGCUGGAGAGAGCGCGUUUGGCCAAGUAUGGGGUCGGGGUUUCCUUUGGGACGCCCGUGACUUCAAUCGUCCAGAGUGAAGAUAGGAAGAUGUUUGCUGAAGUCGUUGCUUCUGUGGGAGAGCGAGUAGCUCCUUCAGCUGCUGUGUAUCUUAACAUAAACAUUAUCCUUAUCACAGGCCUUAGAAGCAGCGGAAAGGAUAGGUUCCGUAUUAGCUCGGCGCAUAUGCUCUCGGUGGCCGGAUCUGGCUUGCGACACGCCUCAAACUUUGGGAAAAUUGGGGGGACUUUAGCUUUUGCACUUCUAACAGCUUAA